CGCAGUUACAGAGGAUGACGACCGAGACGACGAGCGACGACGAUGCGCUCGAGGCAUUUCUGCGUGACGAUGGCGUCCCGUCGCCCAACCUCUCGGUUGAGCACGGUGCAAUUUCAGACCUUGCGUCGAUCGCGGUCGUCAUUCCGUCGUACGUCGACCACUUUGACGUGCUUGUUCCUGCGGCCGAGGUCGUUGUCGGGUCGGUGCCGACCGAGACGAUCGCGGCGCAAGAAGCCGAGCUGGAAGCUGCGCGGCUUGCGCAGGCGCGGGCUGAUGCCGACGCGUACAUUGCCCGCGAGAGCCUCCUCGUCUACAAGGAAAAGCAGACAAAAAAGCGACUCGAAGCGCAGGCGCAGGCGCACAAAAUCAACUUGGCCAAGCGCGAGCGACAGAGCCUGCACGUCGUCGAGCUUCAGGCCAAGAAGCUAUCGCAAGUCUUCCAGCAAGCUGAAAGCCACAUGAAGAACGUCCUCGGCCAGCAGCAGGCCCAUGUCCGAGACACGUACGGCGACGCGUCAGCGCACGUCUCAAUUCAGACGCGCCGGUACCGCGCCGAGUGGGCCAAGAUCCCGCAACCUGUCGAGCUCCAAGUACAUAUGCUUCGUGCGCCCAAGGACAAGCUGGCCCAAGGCCACUACGUGCUCUUGGCAACGCUCUACGACCACCUCGGGGGCAACCCGAUCUCGUGGGGUGUCGCGGGCGAGCGCGGUAUUGGUCGCGACUACCCUGGCAUCACCCGGCCGAUCUUCCACCGCGGUCACUUUUACAACACAGAACUGAAUGUCAACCAAAGUAUCUUUUGCGUCUGCCCGUCCGAGCUGGACCUGCGCCCCGCCAAUGUCGUGAUCCUCGAGCUCUAUUUGCUCAGCGGCGCGAGUGCGAUGCACGACACGGUCGUUGGGUGGGCUGCGCUGCCGGCGUGCACGACCGACUUUACCAUUCUGGAAGGUCGCUUCAAGGUCCCGAUGCUGCGUGGCGACGUGGACCACACGAUCACAAAGUACCACGACAUUGAGCGCAUGUACACGAUGGACCUCAGCGCGUGGCUCUGCAAUGUGUACCUCACGGCCAAGCACUUGCCCCGCGAGCGGCUCGACGACGCUGGCGUCCUCCAGCGCGAGUACGACGUUGAAGUCGACUUUAUGAACCAGCUCCUCAAGCUCGAAACCACCGACCGCGCACUGCUCCAGAAGCAGGAGUAUGCUGCCACAAUUGGAGGUGUCGUCCAACCCAAGCCCCAACCCGAGCACUUGGCCGACCAUGUCUCCUGGGGCCACGCCGCGGCCGAGCUCCAGAGCGCACGGCACCGCAAGCCAAAGACAAAGAGCAGCAACAGGGUGCUUCCUGGCGUCCCGGAGUCGAAUUCCGCCCUCGUCGAGGCGCCGACCAAGCAAAAAACUCCGCGGAAGAAGCGGUCGUGGCAGUCGUGGUUCCGCCGACGCAGCACCAAAUCCAAGCCGCUACUGGUGCGCUCGAUGGUCGACGAAACCAUCGAGCUGCUCGAACCGAGGUCGCCACGGGCCACCGACGAGAGCGAAGGCGACGAGCCUCGAGACGAGAAGGACGACGACGAAAAGACGCUGGCGGUGCCCCCAAAUGACAUGCAUGCGUGGGAUUCGUUCUCGUUCACGACCAACCGCCAUCUCGAUGAGACGGUCGCCAAGCACCAGCGCUUUGCAGUCUACCGCAAGCUGCGCUACCUCAAGCAAGAGCUGUUUGCCGACCUCGGCUUGGCCAAGGCGUCCACGCUGCAGUUCUGGCUCAUGCUCUCCUUCCUCCUUCUCGCGCUCUGGCUACGCGUCUACGUGCACUACCUCGGUCAGUGGCUCUACCUUCGGUCGGCCAACGUGCCCGUCUUCACAUUCGAGCCCGCGCUCACGACAUGUGUACUCAAGUACAUUUGGAACACUGUGCCGAGCGUCGUUGAGGUCAUUUGCAUCUGCGCCGGGGUUGCUGUCAACAUGCUUACGUUCCUGCUGCUCAUGCUCAUUGCGUACAUUUGCCAGCGCGUCCUCGGGGACUUUCCCGAGCUUGGCUCCCGCUUCAUUGCAUGCUUUGGCCUUGGCACAGUCUUGGACCCGUUGCUCAUCUUCCUGGUCGAUCUCAUCUCGCACAAUUACGCGUGCGCCGACCUCCCCGAGUGCGUCGACCCGACCUCGGCCCUCUGCACGUGCGCAGAAGGCGACGCGUUCAAGCUCUACGCGCGCUACGUGCUCUCGGAGGGUACCGGCAUUGUCGGUGCCGUCUUGACGCUGCUCCUCUACGGCAUCCUCAUGAGUCUCGCCGCCGUCCUCUUCUAUACGUACCUCCUCCAUUUGCACAUGAACGGCCGCAUGUUGGACGUGUACCGCCGCGUCCACGCGCGCGAAGGCACGUUCUUUGUGCCCCAUGACUUUGAAGUCUCGGCCGCCGAGGUGAGGAAGCUCUGCGACCGUGCUGGGCGGUGGAAGUCAAUUCACGGCGCCCAGCGCAAGACUGCCGUCUGCGAGUACGAACUCCGCGACCCACUCGACCCAAAUUUCGUCGAGACGACCGUGCACAUAGCGAUCUUCACGCUCGAGCUCGACGGGUCGCGGCAGCUGUACCGCCACUUUAUCCAAAACCCCGACGGCGAGAUUCUCGAGGUCUUUGGCGCGCUCUCCGACAGCUUUGGCUCGCAGUACGCGUCGCUCGAGGCUGCGCUCUUUCAGACACAACCGGACGUCGACGCGCCCGGCAUGUUUGAUAUUGCCUAACACUAAUUAUACCGUUCGUUGUGGGCC
Molecule: messenger RNA, 2762 nt
Organism: Saprolegnia diclina VS20
Lineage: Eukaryota; Oomycota; Saprolegniomycetes; Saprolegniales; Saprolegniaceae
Exons: 6
Coding region: 15-2735 (906 amino acids)
Cellular component (GO): perinuclear region of cytoplasm
Source: RefSeq, a predicted model, not a curated record